Molecule: messenger RNA, 360 nt
Organism: Penicillium expansum
Lineage: Eukaryota; Fungi; Ascomycota; Eurotiomycetes; Eurotiales; Aspergillaceae
Product: ubiquinol-cytochrome c reductase complex assembly factor 2
Exons: 2
Coding region: 1-360 (119 amino acids)
Biological process (GO): mitochondrial respiratory chain complex III assembly
Cellular component (GO): Cbp3p-Cbp6 complex; mitochondrion
Molecular function (GO): ribosome binding
Source: RefSeq, a predicted model, not a curated record
AUGGCUAAAGCACCUACCCUUAGCCCGCGCUCCCUCCAAAGCCGCCUCACCCACAUCCUCAAGCACUGGCCCUCGGACGCAGUGCGCCCAGCCUCGGUCUCCGUCCAAUCCUACAUCCAAUCCCGUCUCCAACCAGCAGACAAGUCCAGCCCAGCAAUCUCCGAGUCCUCCGUGAAUGCACUUGAAUCGCUGCUGAACAACCGCUACGCGCGCAAAUACCCCAUGCCAGAGAAGCUGCGCCGGCCGGCCAGUAACCCAGACCACUAUGACAAUGUCGUACGUGAGUUCGCGGAGGCGCCGAACCGUGAUUGGUUUGGCCGGGUAAAAAAGAGGUUGGCCGGUAUUAUCCGCUUGACGUGA